This is a messenger RNA of Bufo bufo (common toad), 607 nucleotides long. RefSeq names its product CD59 glycoprotein-like. Bases 94 to 444 code for a protein of 116 amino acids. The transcript is spliced from 4 exons. Lineage: Eukaryota; Metazoa; Chordata; Amphibia; Anura; Bufonidae. The record is from RefSeq and is a predicted model, not a curated record.
CAGGAAAUGCUGCAAUCAUGAAUAUUACGAGACCUAUAAAACGGUGAAAAAGAGACACACACGGAUUUAGUGGAAGCAGAUAAUCAGACCACAAUGCAGAUCACACCUUUAUCCCUUUCCAUUGUCACCUUGUUCAGCAUUCAGACGUACGGCACCCCACUGGAAUGCCAUACUUGUGAUUUUCCUUGUAUAAUGAAAUCAAACACUACUUGCCAAGCUCAAGAGGUCUGUGUGACAAAGGUGGGGGCAUUCGCUGGUUUUCCAUGUCAUAAACGAGGAUGUACGAACAGCACGGUGUGUGACACGGAGACCACGGAGGUUAUCAUGGGUACCGCCAUCACAGUUAUGAAUCAAUGCUGUAAAACUAACCUGUGCAACUCUGCGGUUCACCUGGAGGUUCCUACUUUCUCCAUCCUGGCAGUGUGCAUAUCCAAACUGUGUUAAAUGGGUGAAUGGCUGACACCUGCACGGCACCUGCUCUGUUGUCGGGAUUUUUUCUUGUCUCUUUAAAUCGCAUUUAUGUAAAUAACCCUCGAACAGCACCAAAUAUUUUCCUUACAGAACGUCUACAGGUUGACUCUCAAUAAAAUAAGAUUUUUAUCCUAUG